Oncorhynchus nerka (sockeye salmon) is the source of this 6789-nucleotide messenger RNA. RefSeq lists its product as uncharacterized. The record is from RefSeq and is a predicted model, not a curated record. Lineage: Eukaryota; Metazoa; Chordata; Actinopteri; Salmoniformes; Salmonidae. Bases 2 to 3946 code for a protein of 1314 amino acids. The transcript is spliced from 11 exons. Gene Ontology annotation, molecular function: actin filament binding. Gene Ontology annotation, biological process: neural crest cell migration; actin filament organization.
CAUGGGGCAGAAUCAAGAUAAGGUGGAGGAUGAACAGGCCAGCGGUGGAGAAGCGGAGGAGAGGGGGCCCUGCAUCGACCUGGAGGAUGCAAGUGGGGGCACGGGCGUUGCCAUGGAGGGAGGAACCCCCCGUGAGGAGGCCGGUAAUGCCGGGGAGGAUCCAGGGAAAGCAGCCGCUGAGAAUCUGGAUGAAGGCCCAGGCAGCGAGCCAACAACACCUUCGGCAGAGAAAAACCUUAGCACUCAGAAAAGGGUGAGUCCUUCCAUGAAGGGGGAGGUGAGAGAGGAAGGGGCUGGAGGAGAGGAGGGAGGCAGGACUGCUCUACUGACUCCACAGGAUCCGGACAAUAGCCAGAGCCCAGAGAGUCACACACAGAGUGAGGUGAAGGCCAGAAUACCCAGACAAUCCACCCAAAACGAGAGGGAUAAGGAGAAGAAGGAGGGUAAAACUGCCAAGAUGUACCGUCGAGAUGAGAGAACAGCUCCACAUCAGAAAAACCCGGAAGAAAACCUCUGCUCUGCUUUAGGGGAAGUUACUGGGCAGAUGUAUAAUCCAGCUGUGGAGAAAACUGAUGCCACUGUUUCAAUGGGUGAGGCCACCAUGGAAUACAAGAAGGAGGGUUCUGUAGAAGUUGGCAUGGGUGGGACUAAUACGGGAACUACUGAUGACGUCGAACAAGAGGGAGGAAGAAAGAAGUUGCCUGUUCAGAAAGACCAGGAAAUGAAAAAUGGAACCUCCGAGGCAGUUGAGGAUGAAGACACCGAGUGCACUGAUGGAGCUGUAGUUGGUUUGAGAGAACUGAAGGGUCCCUGUAAGACUAAACAUCAAUCAUCAUUGAAAAAGACCAAAGUGAAAAAGUGUCUGUCAGUUGUGGGUGGGACCUUGAACCAUGACCAUCCAACAGUGGGAAAGGUAAAGCCACAUGACAAUGAAAACAAGGGUGACAUUGAGAAAGAGAAUAAAGCGUCAGAGGCAGCAAGAUGUGACAUCAAGUCUGGCCGGAAUGAUAAUCACAAACAAAGUGAGCUGGACAGGGCAGGAUCCCCUACAGUUGACCCUCCCAAUCAAGGGGACAAAGAAGACCUGUCCAUGGUGCCUACAGUAGGGCCAAGCUCUAUUUUGGAGAAGCUACUGAAAAGAAACAAAAAUGAGGCGUCUCCAGAUCUCUCCAAAGUUAGAAAUGUGGUCUCUGUGUCAAGGGACCAGUCUGACGACCAUGACCAGCUGAAAACAUCUGAGACAAAGCCUCCUCCACAGGGUGUUGAGACAGUGGCGAUAUCAACACCAAUAUCAGCAGUGAAGGAAACAAAACCAAAACAUGUCGUAAUGAAAACAACACCAAAAUCAUCUGCUGAUGUUGCAAAGACAGCUCCAUCAGAUAAAAAUAUCCCUGAAUUACAGUGCGAUGUUGAGGAAGAAACCAUGUCGUCAUCAUCCUCUGUAUGUGCAACAGAGAGACCCCCUGGAGCAGAAGUUAACACCAAGCCCUACCAUGAGGAGGAUCAUCCACAAAGUCUGACAAAGAGUGAGCAGGCAGGGAAAACUGCUCAGGACUCCACAGAUAGAUGUCUACCAGCUUCACUUCUAGAGACUGAAUCUGUCACUGAGCGAGAAGCGAGGACAUCCUCGCCAAUGGAUGAAGCUGACUGUAAAGAUUCAGAGCAGGAUUCAGCAACAACAGUUGCCUCGCACCAAAACGAGGAGAAGACGAUGGAAAAUAACCCCCCAGCUGAAACGCAGUCACCAGAGAGCUCACAGAGUCCACAUGUUGAGGACAGGCCCUCCUCGAGGAGUGAUGUCAUCGCAGAAAAACCUGCAUCUUCCUCAGUGUCUGAGGUCAUUACUGAGUCUACAGAGUCUACAUCCUGCAACAAAGAGGAUGAUCAAACCACAGAGCCCCUGCACAAAAUGGAUGAAUCCCCCAGCACUAUCCCUGUCACUGAGAUUCCUCCAUCACAAACAGAGAAUAUCACUGCUGGGAAAACAACACCUAGCCUAUGCACCUCAGAGGCCUUGGAUGAUGAUUCUAUGGAGGAGGCUAAGACCAAUAAGGACCCUCGUCAAAUUACAGACAUCCCAGUUGUAGUGAUAGAGGCUACCCUUGCCUCGGUAGGAACUGGGAUGGCUCUAUCAGAAGAAAGCCAAGGGAGUAUGGAUGAGAAGCUUCAGUCUCAAAAUGAGACUUUCAAAACAGAGCCUCUGUCACAGCAAGUCACAGAGCGCACCACUGCAGUACAUUAUGAUGAAAAGUCUACCCAGGACAACGACGAAACUGCCUCAGAGUGUGACAAACACCAGGAUACUCCUAAAUCGAGGCCUGUUUCUGAACUCAUAAAGGAGAACAUUCUACUACAAGAAAAGCUGAAGCAUCCAGAUUUGACAAAGCCAUUGGAAGCAAAGCCUGAUUGGGUUUCGGAGCAAGCCCAGUCUGUGAAGGUGGCUCAAAUGUUGGCGGCUUUUGACUUCCCCAAGAAGUCCCCAGAGAAGGCACUGGAGAGGAAACCAUCUGUGAGAAAAGAUAUGUUCAGGCGAGUUGUACGAGCGAGCAAAUUCCGUCAUGUCUUCGGCCAGGCGCUGAAGAAUGACCAGUGCUACGACGACAUCAGAGUAUCGAGGGUCACAUGGGACAGCUCGUUCUGCGCCGUCAACCCCAAGUUUGUCGCUAUCAUCAUAGAGGCCAGCGGAGGCGGGGCCUUCCUGGUCCUCCCUCUUCACAAGUCGGGCCGCAUUGACAAGGCCUACCCCACAGUGUGUGGUCACACGGGCCCUGUACUGGACAUCGACUGGUGCCCCCACAAUGACCAGGUCAUCGCCAGCGGCUCGGAGGACUGCACGGUCAUGGUGUGGCAGAUCCCUGAGAACGGGCUGGUUACCGGCUUGUCUGAGCCUGUGGUGGUCCUGGAGGGACACUCCAAAAGGGUUGGCAUCAUCACAUGGCACCCCACGGCACGCAAUGUCCUGCUCAGUGCUGGCUGUGACAACCUGGUCAUCAUCUGGAACGUGGGGACGGGCGAGGCCAUGAUCCAGUUGGAGGACAUGCACCCUGACGUCAUCUUCAGCGCCUGCUGGAACCGCAACGGCAGCCUCAUCUGCACCGCCUGCAAGGACAAGACCAUCCGCGUCAUCGACCCCCGCAAGGAAGAGAUUGUAGGGGAGAAGGAGAAGGCACAUGAGGGGGCGCGGCCCAUGAGGGCCAUCUUCCUGUCGGACGGGAACGUGUUCACCACAGGCUUCAGCCGUAUGAGUGAGAGACAGCUAGCCCUGUGGAACCCGCAAGCCAUGGAUGAGGCCAUCUCAGUGCAUGAGAUGGACACCAGCAAUGGAGUCCUCUUGCCCUUCUAUGACCCAGAUACCUCUGUGGUUUAUCUGUGUGGUAAGGGUGACAGCAGCAUUCGCUACUUUGAGAUCACGGACGAAGCCCCAUUUGUCCACUACCUCAGCACCUUCACUACCAAGGAGCCCCAGAGGGGAAUGGGAUACAUGCCCAAGAGAGGCCUGGACGUCAACAAGUGUGAGAUCGCCAGGUUUUAUAAACUGCACGAAAGGAAGUGUGAACCGAUCAUCAUGACUGUGCCAAGAAAGUCUGACCUGUUCCAGGACGACCUGUACCCAGACACGGCAGGACCAGACUGUGCCAUUGAGGCGGAGGAUUGGUUCGAGGGGAGGAACGGCGAGCCCAUCCUCAUUUCCUUGAAGAACGGUUACGUCCCUGGCAAGAACCGCGACCUCAAGGUGGUCAAGAAGAACAUCCUGGACAACAAGCUGAGCAAGAAUGCGGAGAACACGGGCACAGUCAACAAGUCUGCCUCAUCCACACCAUCCAUAAAAAACGAAGGCAAGCUGGAAGAGAUCUUGAAAGAAAUCAAAUCCCUCAAGGACCUGGUCAGCAGUCAGGAGAAGCGAAUCAUCCAACUCGAGGAGCAGAUGUCCAAGAUUGCCAUUUAAGGACCCUCCCCUCGCCCCGCCACAAUUCAGGACGAUCCGUUGGCUGGGAGGUGGGCGGGACACGUCACUGGCCAUCUAGACGAGUGUUCCGCCUGAAACCUGCCUAGUAACGAUCCCAAGCAACAUUCCGAGAUUAACUUUUUUCUUAGCCAGCCCCUAACCCUCAGAUAAAACAGAUGAAAUAUGGCAAACCAUUCCUUUUAAUAAGCGGCAGUUUAGUUUUGUUUGUAUGAAAAUUCUUACAUAUUCCUUUUAAGAUUGUGACCAAGAGAAUUCCAAUGUGAACAGCUCCUAUGUUUUUAUAUGUAGGUAUCAGUAUUUUGUCUCCCCAAUACCCCCAACUUCUUAUCUUGCCAAAUUUUUAAGCAGUUUUGUUUACACACCACCUUGACAGUAUAUCUUUUUUCUUUUGUUUUCACUUUGUUUUCUGGGAAGAUUCAAAAUCCGAACUAUAAGGGACAAUGCAAUACGCUGGUAAUGCAAGGAGCGGGAUUUCAACAACCCAUCAAAUACUGUAAAAUACAUCAAUGAGAAACUGACUGACAGACCACUAAACACGCAGAGAAAUUGAUCCUGAUGUAUCAUAGAGCGUUUAGAUAUCAAAGACAACAGAAGUACUGAGGUAUACAAGUGGUGACAUGAUUCAUGCUGUAAGUGUUGAGUGAAAGGUUGCCUUUUUUCUUUUUCCUGAAGCUCAACCCUUAACCCUCCCCUCUUAGUGGACUACAUCGUAACGGGGACCACUGUCUACACUUGCUAACAUCGCCUGACCGGAGUUAAUGCAUGCAAUAGAUAUUCUACUCAAGAGAAAUUCUCCAUCUUUGGUCUCUAGCUUGUCUUACUAAGCAAGCAGCAAACAGUCCUUUCAUAUCAUUUGAUACCUUCUAUAACGUAUGUAUGCAUCUAUCGCAGUAAACAACUUGAACAACGUUUUCAUCAUCUCUAUCUAUUUUGUGUCACAGGAACAGAAAGGGUAUUAGUGAACUAGAUAAAAAUGACAGGUUAGAUGUCAUCUGUACUUCUCGUAGCCUUUAGAUUUCACCUUAAACAGGUUUCUUGUUUGGAGUUUACAAUGCACAUGCCCCAAUCCAAAAAUAAUUUUCAAUCAUUUCGGUGACCACUGUGAUCAACAUCGUUAGUUCCAGUCUUAUGAAACAGAAAUUUGUCAUAGUUUGUCAGUAUGUCCCCCCUCCCUCUGGCCCUGUGACACAGAUGGUAUGUAUGUACUGUAAGCUCUGCACUGUAAAUCACAGUGCUACUGACUCAUGACAAUGCAGUCACCUGGGGUGCUUCUUUUGUACAGGUUCGUGUGGCAAUGACCUGUGUGCUACCUAGAGAAGGACCAAUUGAAUUGUGGGUUAUGUCGCUGGUUAACAUUUCCACAUGCUUUUAGUAGUAUAUCAGACUUGUUCUGCCCCUUGAGGUGUUUGUGUGUUGUUUGUGCAGUCAUAAACCCCCAUGUUGAACCAUGCCCUUGUGUUCAGGGUCCGUGUGCUAGGAUGCUCACUAUUCACCAUCUCAUUGGCCCAUAUCUGUACAGCCGACCAGAGUGAGUGACAGGUGUGUCUGAAACUAAAACAAUUUGAUCCUGCUUUGAACCUCUUGUUGGUUGACAACGGACGACAAGAUGUAACGUGGAGAGGCAAGGCUUUCAGGAUGUGCGAAUAUGUGCCUCGUAUUACUUUGGCCUUGUUGGAGUUUUUUGUUUCCCCAGAUAGGGAAUGUGAGAGGGAUUUUGGAUAUUAAAUGGAUUCACCGUAGGGUGUGACCAAGGUUCUGGCCUAUGAUAACAGAAUUAGAUGGUGUGGUGGUGAUGAUAGUAAUUUAAAUACUGUAUGUUUUAGUCUUGCUUCCUUCUCUGGCUCUCCCAUUGCAGAUAUCCCACUAUGUACUUCCUUAGCAGAAUUUUAAAUAGCUACCCUUAAAUACUCUGUCACGUCACUAGAGAAUCAGAGGAACAAGGAGUCGUUUGGAUCAUCUGAAUAUUUGAUGGUGUUGCCAACUACGAUAAUACAGUAGGUUCUGUUGUCAUGCUAUUUUUGUUUAUUUUCCAGGCGGGGUGGGUUAAGGUAUAAUAUUAGCCUUUAAAGUUUGUUACCGCUGAAUAGAUCAGAAAGUGCCGUAGAUGUGUGCACAGGAAGACUGGGUUUGAGAAUGGUGGGAGUUAUUUAGCAGGAUAGGGAGUGAAUGGGCUGCCUGAGUGGCUAGAAAGCACUGAAAUGUACGUUUUCGUCAAUCCUUCUUGGAAUCCAAGUAUCUAAGAUUAUAACCAUGGAUGCAAUUGGACACAGAAAUAUGGAUUGGCCAGGGCCAGGGGAGGUUGUCUUGGGUCCUGUAUGUACAUCAGUGCUUCUCCUGGGCCUCCUUGGACCACUCAAGGCAGUGAGAGCUGUGAUGUUUGGUAUAUUAGUGAAUAGCGAUUCAAAGGGACACGGUAGGUUGGUGAAAUAUGUAGAGAUGUAUGUGAUGUUUUGAAAUAAAGGCCUAGAAUAUGAUUGAAAGCUUUGUAAAUAACAUGACCAUUUAAUUGUAUUUUUCUUUGUACUUUUUCUUAUUCAUUUGUUUUGUUUUUGAGCUGAAAGAGGGUGUUUGUUUAUGGUGGGUUUUAAAUGUUUCCUCUUGUCUGCGUUUCCUGCCCUUGCCAUAAUGCAUCAUGACAGAACAGAAUCUCCAUUCUGUCACCGGUAUUAUAGAUACAAAAAGAGCUAAAUGAAUUACAGAAGAAAAACGAACCAGAAUUCAGCCUCUUGUGGAGGUCUGUUCAACAUUUUUGUUAAUUUCUCCUGCUUCAUGUAUCAACAACUCAUUGAUUAUCAGAAAAAUUAAUAAAGAAAUUAAAAGUU